AUACCCUAAGAAUUGACAGUAAGAAGUCAUUUCUUUCCACAGUACCAAUAACCUAGUUAGCUGAAAAGUAAGCUUAUCUGCACUCAAUUAGCUGGGGAAUGUUGACGUUCUGUCUGUAACUAUAAAAGAGACCACAAUUCUCGGCGCCCUUCUGUCAAAAAUGUGGUUAAAACUCUUACAGUGGCUGGCACUGUUACAGGUGUCUCAGGUCAUCGCCGUGCCCAGCGAAUUUUUGGGCAAAAUCUUUGGUGGCAAAACGUCACCAGUUGCUGAUUAUGGAUUCGUGGUGAAUCUGCGUCGUCACGGGACGUUCCGUUGCGGCGGCACACUCAUUUCGCCCAGUUGUGUGCUAACGGCGGCCCACUGCCUGCAGAACCGAAACGUCGACGAUCUCUUUGUGCAUGCCCAGCAACAGUGUCUGGGCGAUUCCAUUUCGGGGGCGCAAGUACGCCAAGCCUGGUAUGCCUGGGUAUCUCCCCAAUACUGUCCGCAAUGCAAUCUGGACUCGGAUAUUGCGGUGAUUAAGUUGCGACAACCCUUCGAUGUAACCAGCAAUGCAACUAUCCUGCCCAUUGACUACAACGAGCUGCCCGACUCGGCCAAUCUAACGGUAAUGGGCUGGGGCAAUACAAGAACAGAUAAUGAACCAAACUGGAAUCAAUGCCUGAAGACAGCAAAUGUCAGUCUGGUGCCGCAAUGGAAAUGUGCCCAAGUGAUGAGAUUAUCGGGUUACAACAUCACACCGAACAUGUUUUGCGCCUCGGGUCCAAAUGCCACCGAUGCGUGUCAGGGAGACUCGGGUGGUCCCAUUGUCUAUAACGGACGCACAGUUGGCAUCGUCUCCUGGGGUUAUAGUUGUGGCAGAGGCUACCCGGGCGUCUACACACGUCUCAGCAGCACUUCGAUAACAUGGUUCUUGAAGAACGUCGUCGGGCUGUAUUGCUAAUGCAUGUGGAUUAAUCCUUAAGCUUCCAACUUGUUGUUGAGUGAGUUUAGUGGUCCACUUCAGAGUUGCAUCAAUAAAUAUUGUUUUCAAUGCUUCAA
Drosophila grimshawi is the source of this 1044-nucleotide messenger RNA. Its product is annotated as trypsin beta. The record is from RefSeq and is a predicted model, not a curated record. The transcript has a single exon. Gene Ontology annotation, biological process: proteolysis. NCBI's taxonomy places the organism in Eukaryota, Metazoa, Arthropoda, Insecta, Diptera, Drosophilidae. The coding region runs from base 161 to 946 and encodes 261 amino acids. Gene Ontology annotation, molecular function: serine-type endopeptidase activity.